Molecule: messenger RNA, 1002 nt
Organism: Geodia barretti
Lineage: Eukaryota; Metazoa; Porifera; Demospongiae; Tetractinellida; Geodiidae
Source: the annotation of a GenBank genome assembly
AUGAGGGAAGGCGAGAUCUUCUUUCCCAACGAGCCUGUAAUCGAAGUCAGCGGUCCCAUCAUAGAGUGCCAGAUAGCUGAGACCUUUCUGAUAAACCAGAUCAACCUGGAGUCAAUGCUAGCGACAAAAGCUGCGCGCGUCGUAGAUGCCGCCGCCGGAAAGCAGGUCGUGGACUUCGCCUCACGCCGUACCCACGGUCUGGACGCCGGAAUCAAGUUUGCACGCGUCUCCUACAUCGCCGGAUUCGACGGCACCAGCAACGUCCGCGCGGCUUCUUUGUACGAGAUCCCAGCCGUGGGCACUAUGGCGCACUCCUACAUUUCCACGUUCGACUCCGAGACAGAUGCCUUUAGCAACUAUGCAAAGUCGUUCCCCGACUCCAGCACUUUCCUGGUUGAUACGUAUGACACGCUCAAUGGCGUGCGAAACGCCAUCAAAGUGGCGCAUGACAUGACCACUCACGGCAGCAGUCUAAGGGCCAUCAGACUCGACAGCGGCGACAUGGCCCGGCUCUCUGUACAUGCACGCGAAAUGCUGGAUCACGCUGGCCUCGGAAAUGUUCGGAUACUGGCCAGCAGCGGCUUGGACGAGUAUUCGAUCUCCGAUCUCGUGAGUUCCGGGGCACCUAUUGACGGAUUCGGGGUCGGCACUCGCGUCGGGACCUCGGCGGACGCCCCCUACACGGACUUCGUCUACAAGCUGGUCGAGUACGAUGGGACGCCGAUAGUCAAGCUCAGUGAAGACAAAGAGUCUCUGCCUGCCCCCAAACAGGUCUACAGGAUCAGCGACACGGAAGGAAUGUUUGAGCGUGACGUUAUAACAGAUGUGGACAAUCCUAUCUGCAACUCAAAUUCAAGCCCAAUCCUCAGUCAAGUGAUGGAAAAUGGUCGCACAAUCAACGAGUCACCACAUGUCAAUGCCAUCCGUAGACACCACCGCGAGAGGCUCGAAGGACUCCCUCCAGACCUUCGCGGUCCGACCCCCAAUGGAACUAUACUGUAG